Molecule: messenger RNA, 6681 nt
Organism: Aedes albopictus (Asian tiger mosquito)
Lineage: Eukaryota; Metazoa; Arthropoda; Insecta; Diptera; Culicidae
Product: probable cytochrome P450 6d5
Exons: 2
Coding region: 77-1594 (505 amino acids)
Molecular function (GO): oxidoreductase activity, acting on paired donors, with incorporation or reduction of molecular oxygen; heme binding; monooxygenase activity
Source: RefSeq, a predicted model, not a curated record
ACACUUUAUCUCCGUCGAACCAUUUUCGGAAACCUUUAUCUGCAUCAACGAAGAGGGUCAAUCUACCAGUAUCAAAAUGACACCGCUCUCGAUUGGACUGGCCCUCUUCUGCCUAGGCGCUUUCGCGUUCCUGCAGUACAUCUUCGGCUACUGGAAUCGGCGUGGUGUUCCCCAGCUGACCCCCUUCUUCCCGUUCGGGAACUUUUCGGACCUGUUCCUCGGCAAGGCAUCCUUCCCGAAGGUGUGCGAAACGCUGUACGAACGCACCAAGCAAUGGCGUCUACUUGGAGGAUACAUUCUACUGAGACCAAUUCUGUUGGUUAACGAUCCCCAGUUGGCCAAGGACAUCAUGGUACGGGACUUCCAACAUUUUCACGACCGUGGAACCCACGUGGACGAAGCCAACGACCCCCUGAGUGGACAUCUGUUUUCGUUGGCCGGAGAAAAGUGGAAGCAUCUUCGUGCGAAACUGACUCCGACGUUUACCAGUGGACGCCUGAAAGGCAUGUUCCAGACCUUGGUCGAUACAGGCGAAGUCUUGCAGGACUACAUGCUGAAGUGUGCCAAAAAUGAAGAAGUUGUGGAGAUCCGUGAUGUCCUAGCUCGAUACAAUACGGACAACAUUGCAUCGGUGGCGUUCGGCAUUCAGAUCGAUUCGAUUAACAACCCCAACGAACCAUUCCGCCAGAUUGGAAGAAAGUUUUUUGAAUCAAACUUCCGAAACAACAUGCGCAUAAUGAUAACUUUCAUGGUACCGAAGCUUAGCAAGUACUUGAAGAUUAAGUCCGUGGACGCCGAAGUGGAGCAGUUCAUCCUAGGUAUGGCUCGAGAGACGCUGGAAUACCGCGAGAAGAACGGAGUUGUGCGGAAGGACAUGAUGCAACUGCUAAUACAGCUGCGCAACACAGGAACCGUAUCGGUUGACGAACGCUGGGACGUCGAAACAACCACCAAGUACAAGAAGCUUUCGAUUGGAGAGGUUGCUGCGCAAGCGCACGUAUUCUUCCUGGCCGGUUUCGAGACAUCCUCAUCGACCAUGUCCUUCUGUCUGUACGAACUGGCCAAGAAUCCGGAAAUCCAACGCAAGGUUCAGGCGGAAAUCGAUUCCGUAACUGCACUGCACGAAGGCAAAGUGACCUACGACAGCAUCAACGAGAUGCGCUACCUGGAGUGCUGUAUCGACGAAACCCUCCGCAAGUACCCUCCGGUUCCAGUUCUAAACCGCGAGUGUACCCAAGAGUACAAGGUCCCCGAUUCCGACAUCACUAUCGAAAAGGGCACGGCCGUCAUACUGCAGAUCUCGGCGAUGCAUCACGAUCCACAGUACUAUCCGGAUCCGAUGCGGUUCGAUCCGGACCGGUUCCUCGAUCCGGAAAUGAAAAGCAAACCGUACGCUCCGUUCGGCGAUGGACCGAGAAUUUGCAUUGGGCUGCGGAUGGGUAAGAUACAGACCAAGGUUGGGCUGUCGUUGAUGUUGAUGAAGUUCAACUUUGAACUGUCCGGCCACGAGGAACCCGAGCUGGUGAUGAGUCCGAACACCUUCUUGCAAACGCCCGUGGACGGUAUCAAUUUGAAGGUUAGUUGUCGGAAGUAGAGUUUUAGGUGUACAUGUACAGGAAAUAAAAUACAUAAAAAGAAGUUUUUUCCAGAAAAACCUCAGACUGAAGAAUGCCGAAAUUCCUCUCAGGAUUUCUACCGAAAUUUUAUACAGCACUUUGCUUUGAAUUUCUUCCGAGAUUCUUCCUUGGAUUUCUACCGCAAUUACUUCUUCAAAUUCCUUUUGCAGAUUUUUUUUUUACAGAAUUCUUUCCUCAAUGCUUCCCGGAGUCCUUCUUUAAUUUGUCUAGGAAAUUGCCAGAGUUUUAUUUAUGGAUUUCUCCAGGAGUUUUUCACAGGAUCUCUGCAAGAAUAUCUUUCGGAACAUCUUUCAGGAGAUAUUCCGCUAUGCUCUUAGAGUUUCUCGCGGGAUUCUUUCCAAAGAAGCUUCUACAGGUUAUGCCAUUUGUUUUCAGGAAUUUCUCUUAGUGGUUUUCCGGGAUAGCUUCCAAUAAUUUCUCCUGGGAUUUUUGGGAGAUUUCUGCAGAAGUUCUUCCAAGGACUUCUUCAAGAUAAUUUUCCGGGAUUUCUUCUCCCAUUGUGACCCAGACUGUGGAAACGUAGAAGAUCAAUUGAGCGCCACCAAGAACACCAAGCUACGCAAUCAUGGAAUGUCCACAGUCAAACAGAAGUCUCACUCUAUUCACUUCUCUUCGUUAUCCUUUUUGACGGUUAGUUCAAAUAUUUUGUUAGUUCAAAUGUUUGUAGGUUUUUGCUCCUGUUUGACGUUUGCUAACUACCGCCACCUACUGAGUGGUUUAUGCGUAGCACAGCUUGGUUAGCAUUGGGCGAUUAUGUUUUCGUGACGAUGAUUUUUAUCGCAAUUUGUCCCAAGUGAUACGUCUGUUUGUCUGUGGAAUGUCAGUAAGUCACAUAUUACACCUGGAGGAAGAUAGAGAGACGAGGGAAAGUCAAAACCGCGAUAGAGCGAGCCCGUCAGCGCUAUUCGGUUCUCGAGAAGGAAGUGAAACGCUCCUGUAGAUGGGACAAAAGAGGGUAGACGGACUAUCUACGAUGUCUCCUGUCGCCUUAGUGGGAUUGAAUGCAGCGAUGCCCGUCCGGAUAGUUUUUGGCCGAACCGGCAGACUAGUUGAAACGCUGGUUUGAUAACUUUGAAAACCUUUUUCAAGUCUCGGCCAAUCAACACCUCUGCAUGAUCCGCCAAGGGUCCUUUCUCGACAUUUCUAAGAAUUAAGUUUCUUCAUACCUGUAUAAGAACACUUAUCUUACUGUAGUAGAGCCCCUCGAACGCUCAGGGUUCCUAGCCCAAGUAACAAUUUAAGUUUUGUUCGGCUCUACAAGAGAUCUUUAUGACCAAUUUUAUAAAACUUGCAAUAAAACUGAAUCAUACAUCAAAACCUCUUGAUAACCUCUUUAAGAGCAUCUUCCGGCUAAGUGGACUACUCUCGGAGAGGUUUUGCAAACCGCAUUAAGAGUAGCAAUAAACCCGUUUUAAAACCUAGUUGAAAAAUUUCCCAUUUUCGAUUGUUGUUGUUUUUUUUUUUCAACAAAAACAAUGACAGCUCAAGAUGCAGAGAAGCUUCUUCGAUGGCACGUAAAGUUCAGGGGGAUACACUGCCAUGAAUCGCAAGUCAGUCCCAUAUGUAAAAUGUAGGCAUUGAGAAAAUGGCCUCUGAAGUUUUCAAAUUCGAUUUCUAUGUGAAACUCGAAAAAAUCGCCAUGAAUUGCAAACUUCUGCGAUCAUCACGAAACAUUAACAUAUUGUUUCAAACGUGACAACGUAGCAGUGAAAAAUAUAAAACUGGGUAAAAUAGUGUUAGGUUUUGUACUAGAGGGUGGACAAGUUCGUAAUGAGACUGACUUGCGAUUACAUUUUAUUAUGGGACAAUCUGACUUGGUGUUGUUUUUAAAUUUUACUGAACAAACUAUAUAUUUUUUUGCACGCAGCUGGAAGAUCAUCCGAAGACAGCUCGAAAACGCCCAUUAACUCAUUUUUGCCCAAAAUGCAGAUGGGACUGACUUGCGAUUCACGGCAGUACAUCACUCGUAAGUAGAAAGCAAUCAUUUCAAAGUAAUAUUUAAGUAGUUAUUGUGCCGGUAGGCUUAUGCGCAUUCGAAUUUACCGUGAAUAUUGGGGUUGCAGAAUCAUAAAAUUGAUGCGCUUCGAAAAUACUGAAUAAUAUCAUCUUGAAAUGAAAUAAAUCAAUUUGUGAAUUUAGUAAAACUAUCUCGAAUAAACGUCGCCAUUUGGGUGUCUCCAGGUGUGCUUGUGGAUAUUCUUGCGUGCAAAGUGGGUGCUACUAAUGGACAUCCCUCUGACAGCAGCAAAAUUUACUAAUCUUAGGCCGUAAAAUUAUCCCAACUAACAUUUCCAGCGCUGUAAGCUUCAGUUAUUUGGUUUCUGUUGUGUAACAAUCGUAUUGAAACAGUCAACGCUGAAUAAAAAGGAAGCUAGUCAAAUAUAAAUCAUAAUCUAAUAUACGGCUGCAACACAAGCACCAUACAACUACCAAACUCAGUUAUUUUUUUUUUUUUUUUCAAAACAAUCAUUUGUCACUUGGGCUGCCUUUAUUGCACUCUAUUCCAACUUCGGGAAAUUUCCCGGAUGAUGUGAAAACUUGAACAAAUCGAAUAGGAGACUCCACUAACAAAACAGCUGCUACUAAACAAUGCAAUUCUUGAUACUGACAAAUCCACAAACCAGCAGCGCUUUUAGGGCCGUUAUGCGAUAUCAUUACAGCUAGAAGCUGUAAUAAAGAAACUGUUGGUAAAUACCAUGGCUUGACGACCAAACGCAUAGUAAUCUACACUAUCGAACAUAGUUAGCUUGAAUACACAUGUUGUGUUUGUUAGAACUAAUUUUACGUUUUGAUUCUACUAUACCAUGUUUAGUCACAGCAGAUACCGUUGUUAUGACUUGGUCAUGAUUGUCGUGACGCUGACUCGAUUUCGGACUAAUUUCGAUAAUCCGUUAAAGAAUAUCAAAAUCGGAAAGCAAUUUGCCGAUCCGCCGAAUUUUUCGCGCACUCUAUAAAAUUAGGUCCGAUCGUUCUAACAUUGGUCAACAGAAUGGUCUUUCAAUACCGCCACAACUACCGUAAACCUUACUCGAUGCUCUUUGCCGAAAAGCGCUCUCGAUGUCGAUUUAUUUAGAUUUCCGAGAGAAACUUUCAGUGGCCCGUUCGGCUAACCUACUUCGUAGUUUCUUCCACUCAAAAAUACAGGUUGGGCACCUAAAGGAAUCUACACAUCCACACGCGCACAUCAACGAACCUCAUCGCUUCUCACAUGCUUUUUUUUCAAACUGUCGCGCUCAAUCGGCACUGCACUGGCACUCUAUACAAAUUGAACUCUCAUCUACUUUUCGCGCCUCUCAAUCUCUCGCGUUGUCUAGCCGAAGCAUCAAUCCGCCUCGUGAGCUAGUCGUUCGUUCGCGAUCCGAACGAAGUCUCCCUGUCGAACACGUUGCUCUCCGUAGAGAGAGUCUACCUCGGCGACCAUCCUUCUUCUACGUAGUUGCUUUCGUUUGCUGUUUUCUGAUCGUUCCGUUUCCAUUAUGAAUAUUUUAUAGCAGCUGCGGCUUGACACCAAGCACGCUAAAUCUAAACUAGCUAAUUUCAUUUAUUUUAUUUACCCUGCAACAUUUAUCUCCUACAAUGAUGACAUUUCACAAUAUUAUACAGAAGUUGGCAGAAAUUGGUUCUGUAGAAAUUGUUUCUAUAAUUUAAAUUAUUUUUGUGGUGCAGAGAAAGUAUUUCUAUGUAAAAUUAGGCGACAUGGUAAGUUCGUCCUCUUGUUCGUCCUUUUCUGAAUAAAGAAACUAGAUAAAAAAUCGUGUACAGCAUCCCCAACAAAUCCUCCGGGCUCGAAACCUCUCACGGUCACCAUUUAUGCCGGUAUCGACAGCGUUACCGGUGUCGAAGCUCAUUGAGAAUAAAAAAAAUGAAAAUUCUAACAAACUGAGGAAAAUAAACAUGAUGCAGUGAUGACGAGGAAUCCAAUGCUGACACCGAUUUGUUUAAUUAGUGAUCACUGAUGUCGUUGUUGGUCCCGGUGAAUCAACCUCCAGAGCCCCCUGUACCAGAAACCCGCAUCCACCAUAGAAAAUUCGGGAGUUGUUCAAACUAUUCCUUCCCUGGAGCCAACCCAGCCGAAGAACAAAAAUGAUCCGCAAGCAAACCGAACGUCACGUCAGUAAAUUGGAAGCUACAUCAGAUCCAGGUAUCAAAUGAAUUGCGAACAUCCAGACGUGCUAUCAUUACAGAAUCCUCUGACAAGAAUUGUUCUGAAUAUCUCUUUCCGUCUGCAGUAACAACCUCGGUAACAACUUCUACAAACUCCACAUCCGCUUCAGCAGUGCAAUUUCCGAACAACGUCGACUAACCCCAACUGGUCAUCCCGCAGGAAUUUUAUCUGAGUCGCUACGCUACGCCAGGCCCAGGUUUUACGCAGCUCCGCCUCUUCCGUAAGUCAACAAUUCUCAUAGAAAUUACAAUAUUGGAAAGUUCGUCUGAGAUGCUCCCGUGAUAUUUUCAAAUAAGUUGCUUAUUGUAUUUAUGACAUGUAUUUUACUAGAGUAAAGGCAAUAAAACGAAUUAAAUUAAAAUGUUUCUUAAAUUUUAAAAUGUAACCAAAACAAAAACAUACCCCAAUGAUACCAUGUUCAUGGUAAUUAUAACCAUAUUGCUAUAGUUAAACACACCAUGCUGCUUAUUACGCACAUAGUUAAAUGAACCAUGAAAAGUGAUUCAAGAGUACCAUGAAACGUAAACAAAAAGUGGCAUGGUAAUUUCAAACCCGUACAUGGUAGUUUCAAGCAUGAAUCAUGGUCUACCAAAAUCAAGUGGUAAAGUUGUCUUAAUUUAAACCUCGAUCUGGUCGCCGUUACCAUGUCUGUUUUUUCAGUGUAGGAUAAAAUGAUCCUGAAAAGAAAACCGCGGUAGAAUUAGUUUGCGCGAAGAAAGACUGAAGCCCUGCAGCAGAGAUUCCGGCCGCAAACUGACAAGAAUAAUGAAUUCCGAAAAAAAAGUUAAUUAAGAGCUAGUGAUGAGAAGAAAUAAGCGAAUUAUACAAAAUGGAUUGCGGGAAUAAGUGUGCCAAUAAAAUAAAGCAGGUUUAAAUGUG